CCAUGCACUUUAUUUUUUCUCGAUGGAUUAUCUGCAGUAUACAAUUAAUACUUAUAAUCUAUAGAAUUCGACAAAUCUCAGCUGCGGAGGGUAAAACCAAAAUCUUUACGAUUAAUCCGGAUGAAAAGGAUGCUAAAUUACAAGGAUUCACCUAUCGUUCGUUUGAUCAUAUAUCACCAAGAGCAUGCUUCAAAGAAUGUAUAAGCCGACAACGUUGCUUUUCUUUCAACUAUAACAAGGUUCAUUUUACAUGUGAGAUUAAUCUGAAACCAGAUUCUGUUUCUUUAGUGUACUUCCCAAAUGUUAUUGGUUAUAUCUACGUUGUGAUUCAACAUUACAGAGGGAAUCCCUUGUUUGACCCCUGUAUAGAAAAUCCAUGCAUCACAGAUGAAGUGUGUAAAAGCCUAAAAAAUAACAAAACUGUGUGUGUAAAAGAUGGUUUUAAUAUACCGCACAAAACACCUUCAAAUGUGGCGCUUAGAAAAUACACUCAACAAAUAUCAACAGCAGGGUCCGACUUGGCUGCAUCCAAAGCAGUUGAUGGCUUAACAAAUACGUGGUCACGUACGAACUUAGAACUAUUACCGUAUUUGUGGGUUGAUCUUGGAACCAUUUAUAACAUCAUUCGGAUUGAAAUUAUAAAUCGAAAUGAUUAUGGCUACAGGUUGCAUGAUCUUGAUAUAACCGUUGGACUUCACCUUGAUCACAUGUCGAUGUGCGCGCAUUACAUAGGCCCAGGUACUAAUGGAGAACAUCUUAUAUUUCAGUGCAAAGGGUGGUAUAUAGAAAGUCGUUUUGUCAAAAUGACAAUCAUCAAAGGGUCAGAAUAUUUACAGUUUGGAGAGAUCAAAGUUUUCGGAUAUGAAAUAAUAAGAUAGUUUACAGUACAUAUAAAGUGUUAUAUUUACAGAUAGCAGAGAUUAC
Messenger RNA from Mytilus trossulus (common blue mussel), 924 nucleotides. RefSeq lists its product as uncharacterized. Lineage: Eukaryota; Metazoa; Mollusca; Bivalvia; Mytilida; Mytilidae. The coding region runs from base 3 to 878 and encodes 291 amino acids. The record is from RefSeq and is a predicted model, not a curated record. The transcript is spliced from 4 exons.